This is a messenger RNA of Bufo bufo (common toad), 1508 nucleotides long. RefSeq names its product alpha-1-antitrypsin-like. Gene Ontology annotation, biological process: negative regulation of endopeptidase activity. The transcript has 5 exons. NCBI's taxonomy places the organism in Eukaryota, Metazoa, Chordata, Amphibia, Anura, Bufonidae. The record is from RefSeq and is a predicted model, not a curated record. Gene Ontology annotation, molecular function: serine-type endopeptidase inhibitor activity. Bases 146 to 1462 code for a protein of 438 amino acids.
UUUCAAUCACAAGGUCUCUGGAAUCAAAGUUAAAGAGCUUCAUCAUUUCACAAUGAUGAGAGUAAAUAACCUGUAGAAUAUAUAUACUCACAGAGGCAGCUGUACAAUUCCACACAUCCCAGAGACCUCCACAAGCUUCUGGAACAUGAGGGUCCUUUUAUUUUUGGGAACUGCUCUGCUUUUUACAUUGGUCUUUGCUGACCAUCAAGAAGGCCACCAUAAAGAAGGCAAUGAUGACGACCAUGAUCACAAACAUGACCAUGACCACCAUGAUCACAAACACGAUCAUGACCACCAUGAUCACAAAGAUGGCCAUCACAAGAAAGGGAAACACCAUCACCAUAACGAGUCCUUGCCCUGCCACAAGAUAGCUGAUUACAAUUCCAAAUUCUCCUUCGACCUGUAUCGACAUGUAGCUCUAGAUCAUCCUUCUGAGAACAUUGUCUUGUCCCCUUUCAAUAUUUUAACUGCAUUUGCUUUCCUGUCCCUUGGUGCUAAGGCUCAGACUCACUCACAGAUCAUAGAAGGACUCCGUUUCAACACUUCUGAGAUCUCAGAACAAGAAAUUCAUGAAUGUUUCCACAAUCUUCUGGUUCUUCUGAAUGAUGUAGACCGGGAGCUACAGCUUAGCAGUGGGAAUGCUCUCUUCAUUUCCAAGAAACACAAGAUUCUUGAGACAUUCUUAGAUAAAUCCAAGAAGUUCUACCACUCAGAGGCAUUUUCUACUGAUUUCAAAAACACAGAAGAAGCAAGAAAUCAAAUUAACAGCUAUGUGGAGAAGAACACCCAUGGCAAGAUCGCUAAGCUGCUGGACAGUGUAGACCAGGAUGCCAUUCUUUACCUCAUCAGCUACAUUUAUUUUAGAGGACAAUGGCAAAAUCCAUUUGAAGAGGAAUUAACAAAAGAAGGAGACUUUCACGUCAAUAAGAACACAACGGUAAAAGUACCUUUCAUGAGCAGAACAGGAUUUUAUGAUGUGGCCUUUCACAAUGAGGCCACAUUGGUCUCCAUACCCUACAAAGGAGGUGCCAAAGCCUAUUUCAUUCUGCCAAAUGAAGGAGAGUUGUCCAAAGUGGAACAAAAUUAUAGCAAAGAAGCAUUUGACAAAUGGAAGACAUCAAUGCGUAAUCGGUUGGUGGAGUUAAACCUUCCCAAAUUCUCUGUCUCCGGCACUGUCAACCUGAAAGAAGCAUUAAGUAAAAUGGGCUUAGAAAAUGUUUUCUCAGACAGCGCAGAUUUUUCUGCGAUUACUGAAGAUGCCACCAUAAAGAUAUCAAAAGCUGUCCAUAAAGCUGUGCUCAGUGUUGAUGAGAGGGGGACAGAAGCGGCAGGUGCCACCGCACUGGAGGCAAUCCCCACUUUGCUUCCUCCUCAGAUUGCGUUUAAUCGUCCUUUCUUGAUGACAUUGUAUAACGAAAAAUCUAACAUCUUUACCUUCUCCGCAAGAAUUGUCAACCCAUAGAAAUGAUUCUCUCCUAACAUUUCUUUGAAUAAAAUGCUAAAGUAUA